AUGGAGUCCCAAUUGUCCACAAUUGACCUCUUAAUGGCAAUGUUUCCAUCUCCGGGGGAGCUAGAAAUCCCAGAAUCCACGACGCAAUGCGUUGAGAGACUCCGAAAUUGGUGUGAGGAUCCAACCACUACGCCGUCCAAGGUUCCGUCAAGCCUAUCUCUCACCGUCUGUCUACCAAUUGCAGACGGAGACAAAACAAUCCAAGUCAACAUCUCUGUGCCAGUGCAAUGCGAGAAUCCGGAGACUCUUGACCAGACGCCGUCAUUGGGCUACUCGCUUCGACAGCCAGAGUGGAUGUCCAGAGCCGAGGUCGCUGAACUCACUGCCUCAAUACCGCAAGGCGAUGAUGCUUUAGAGGCAUUCGAAUAUAUUCAAGCAGAAGCCAGCCGCUUUCUUGAAAGAAAGCAGUCUCAAGACGUGACUCCAGAGGUCACUAGUAAAGGACCAAUUGUGCGAGUCUGGUUUUAUUUCCCAUCCCUGUCAACCCGUAAGAAGAGGGAUGAUAUGGUCAAUCUCGCACCGGGGUAUGGGUUAACGGGCUUUGUGCUGGCGGGCAAGCCGGGUGUCUUAUGUCUGGAGGGUGCGUCGCCAGAUAUCGAUUCAUAUAUGAGUUUCAUCAAAACACACUCAUGGGGUGAUAUUCCUAGUCAUCAGAAAAAAGUUAGUGAGAGAUUUCGAGAGACAGAGGAUGUCCAGAGAGUGUUUCCGGGGAUGGAGGAAAUUACCGAUUCGCUUGGAGAGCGAGGUGGCCAGCGGGCUAAUCGGGGUGAUAUGCAGGCACUUGAGGCGUGGUUGGGCAAUAAAGGUCUACAAGAAGCCUUUGAAAAAGUGAUCUUCUAG
Messenger RNA from Penicillium paradoxum, 840 nucleotides. Its product is annotated as DUF1115 domain protein. Lineage: Eukaryota; Fungi; Ascomycota; Eurotiomycetes; Eurotiales; Aspergillaceae. The transcript has a single exon. The record is from RefSeq and is a predicted model, not a curated record. Bases 1 to 840 code for a protein of 279 amino acids.